AUGUCCAUCCCUGUCUUCAAACCAUUCAUGCGCGAUGGCGACCGUUAUCUCACUGCUACUGAUGCAUUCUGUGUGGCUACAUAUGGGCACCGAGUCAUCACCACUCCCAACAUGAAGUUCAUUCCCCAAUCCUUCGACAACGAAUCCGACAUAAUUCAAGCGCGAGCAGAUGGCAGAUAUUGGGCUGUAGAUCCCUUUCAGUGGCCACAGAUGUACGAUGACUCAUAUGCUCGAAGUUUCGCAAUCCCACAUUGGGAAGCCUACAUGGACGACUCGAGCAUGACAUAUGCGUGGUUCAGGCCAGCUUUCAUGAGUGACUUUGUGCCCCUUGCGCCCGAUAAUCUUUUUGGUCAGCUCAAGACGGACAUUCUUGACCAUCUCAAGCGAUUGUACGAGAAGGCCAACAAGCGGGUCAGCAGCUACAAGCUCACAAGGAUGCACAAAGAGGGUCAUGUUGUUGGGUGGGUACAUGUGAUGCACGCUGUAUAUGAGCACUUCCAGCAAGCCAUGGCCUGGUGCAAUGUUGUCAUGGUCGUUGCUGAAUAUCAGUGUCGCUUUCUCAAUAUCUGGGCGCUUCUAGAUUACUACGAAAUUAUCGAGCCCCGCAUGCGUUUUGUCGACACCACACAUAAUGUUAACCCUAAGUGGAUGGGUUGUUUCACUCAAGAUGUCGCUAUUGCCACGAAGGUGCACGCUGCUGGAGUUCCUGUCUGGCUUAUUUGCGAUGCCAGACUCGUUCAAUCCAAUAUGAACAUCAUCAAAGUAGUUUCAUUUACACCACCUGAUGACCUUGUCAUCGGCAUGUACCACCAUCCCGUCAAAAAUUUUGCUCAACCAUUCGACAUCAUCGCCAGAUGUCCUAGCAAUCGCCGGCGCCAUGAGGCCGUUCGCCAACCAUACUCCGACUUUGAGAAGCUGCCCGUUCCAAAACCCCAAGUUGAACAACUUGUUGUGAAGGAGUCAUCAGUGGGGAGGGCUCACAUAGACAAAGGGAAGGCAAAGGCAAAGCUUGCGCCAUACGAUGCCACUGCUCCCCGUCAGAACAAAGCUGUAUCUGGCCAUGACAAGUGGUCUGACAUUGAUCACCCUUACAUGCCGCCAAUGAAUUCUUUCUUCAAGACAGCUUUGCAGGAAGCGAAGAAAGAAUUCAUCCGCAUCAAGCAUCCCAGGGACAAAAUGGACGACGGUUACUCACUUCCCGAUCCGGGAUUGUUCGUCAACGUUCUUUCCCCGCAAUCAUUAAUGAAGUACCUUGCCAACUGGCUGGCUUGCUGUCCAACCUGGCUAGAACGUGUCUAUGAAGAAAGCCCUCGACCUCUUCCUCAGGCCCAGAACUGGCACAAUUUCUUAAUAUCUCAGCAUGCUCAGGGUCCUCUGGACACACAGACGUCCAGCAAGACUAGCAAGUCGAAAGCAGCUACUGCUGCCCUCUUUCAAAAGGAGGUUACGGCACUGCGGGCCUUGUCAGGAGCCUCAAAUGUUCAUUGGCAUGGGAAGGACAUAGCUAUUUCAACUCUCGACAAUCCCCCUGCAGAUCUCGUGCGCCAAAUCAUGUACGAAAUCUGUGAACAAGGUUUCCGAUAUGAACUUCUCGACCUUGAUGAACAUCUUGGGCGCGAUGCACGUAAGGACAAGGAAGCAAGGAAGGAAAGGAUGGAACUUCUUUGUAGCAUUUUCCUGUCGAAGUCAUUGAGAGUUUGGAACAAGGACUUCCCUCAAGAAAACGACGGACUCAAUGCGCCAUCUUUCGAUGCUGCUUUACCGUACUUCGAAAGUUUCCGCAAGGUAUUGUUGACAUGGGAGCGCUUUCCUGAGUCCCUCAAGCAGCCUCUCAACCAAACUGGACGUGAGCACGAUUUAUGGAAGGGGAUGAAGGAAUGUUGUGCCUUUUACGUUCAGUCUUAUUUCAACAAUACCGGCUGUCCGCCUAUUGUACCUCAUCUGCUGUAUUCGGUCACAUAG
Suillus discolor is the source of this 1962-nucleotide messenger RNA. RefSeq lists its product as uncharacterized. The record is from RefSeq and is a predicted model, not a curated record. The transcript is spliced from 3 exons. Lineage: Eukaryota; Fungi; Basidiomycota; Agaricomycetes; Boletales; Suillaceae. The coding region runs from base 1 to 1962 and encodes 653 amino acids.